AUGAAUUCUAACUCCAAAGAUCAUGCGGCCGGCACAUCUCCGGCAGAAGCCCCCCGCCUGUGCUCCGGCGGCUGCGGAUUUUACGGUACGGCGGAUAACAAAGGCCUGUGCUCCAAGUGCUACGUGGCCCACCUCAGUAAUUUGAUGGCGGCCGUUAAUAUUCGAGAUUCAGAUAAACCGUCCGAUUUUGCGAAACCCGAUAUAGCGAUUAUUAAUGGGUCGCCAGAUUUUGUGGAGAAAAAGCGAUGUGGAGUUUGUAACAAAAGGGUGGGAUUUGUAGGGUUUGUGUGUAGGUGUGGUGUGACGCACUGUAAGGCGCAUAGGCACCCUGAAGAUCACCCAUGCCGGUUCGAUUUUAAGAAAGCCGGCAGGGAUUUAAUUAGGAAGGAAAACCCGGUUUGUCAAGCGGACAAGAUUACAACCAGGGUUUGA
This is a messenger RNA of Striga asiatica, 432 nucleotides long. The record is from the annotation of a GenBank genome assembly. Lineage: Eukaryota; Viridiplantae; Streptophyta; Magnoliopsida; Lamiales; Orobanchaceae.